Messenger RNA from Elaeis guineensis (African oil palm), 705 nucleotides. RefSeq lists its product as uncharacterized. Gene Ontology annotation, biological process: mitochondrial respiratory chain complex IV assembly. Gene Ontology annotation, cellular component: respiratory chain complex. NCBI's taxonomy places the organism in Eukaryota, Viridiplantae, Streptophyta, Magnoliopsida, Arecales, Arecaceae. The record is from RefSeq and is a predicted model, not a curated record.
UGGCAGCAGCGCACGAUAAGUAGAUCGCCAAUUGUUUCUCGCAUACCGCGUGGUAUCCUCUCUUCUUCCCUUCUCUCUCUCUCUCCUCUUCCAUUUGAGCGGCGAACGAACGAGAAGCCAAGCGAACGACAACCAGCAAUGGCGGAGAGCCCGAGCACGAUCGAAUCUGUCAGGAAGUGGGUCGUGGAGCACAAGCUCCGCGCCGUCGGUUGCCUUUGGCUAAGCGGAAUAGGGAGUUCGAUCGCGUACAACUGGUCUCGUCCUAACAUGAAAACCAGUGUUAAGAUCAUCCACGCGAGGCUGCAUGCUCAGGCUCUUACCCUCGCUGCCUUAGCUGGUGCUGCGGUGGUCGAGUACUAUGAUCGUUCAACAUCAGGAUCAAAGGUGGAUAAAUAUGCAAAUCAAUUCCUCGCACACCCUCAAAAAGAUUGAGGCUGCCAUCUUCUUCCUUGCUUCAUUGGGUCUACCAUACAAUUUCGUGAAACAUGGCAAAUUAAUUUUGGAGCAGUGUUUAGGUGGAUUUGUUGGUUACAAUGAGCCGGCCUGCCGUGAAUGACUUGUGUUCAUGGAUAUCCUUAGGCUAAUAAUUGUUGAUUUAAAAUCAUUUUGGAUUCAAAGCACUAAUAUAUUUUUUUGCCAAUACGAAAAGAUACCAUUAUGAGGCUGGACUAAAUGACAAGCAAUACAAUUUUAUAUGUUAAAUUA